AUGAGCAAACUCGCAAAUAUUACUCGCAUUUUGGUGAUUAUGAUAAGUUUAAUUCAUCCACAUACGUGUGGUUUUGCUAGAGCUGCCGCAUGGGAGUUUACAAGAGCCGUUACCGCAAAUAUAACACGCGAUGAGAACGCUACGCCAAAGCAACAUCAACAGCGUGUUGUACAAGAGACAUAUACGCGAUUUUCCAACAUGUUCGUCGGUACUACAUUCAGUAUAGACUUACAAACCUUUCAACGAAAGCUGCCGCCGCUGCGCAAGAAAUUCAGCACUUGGAAUUCUCGCAAGACGAAAGAACGUCAACAAUAUUUAGAAGUAUUCAGUGCCGAGAAUUGGAAAAAGUUACCAGCAGUACGAAAGGCCGAACACAGCUUGAUGAACUGUCAAGGGUGCUUCCACAGAUAUUCUGUAUAUCAGUCAUUCUUCCCUGUGUGCUCAAAGGAGUUCAAAGGUUGUUCAAUGCGAAGCCCAAUAGCUGUUGCUCAAGACCUUGCUUCUAACAUGCGCACGAACUCAGCUUCUAUAAAUGCCACUCGAAAGGAAUGCCAACAAGCAGCCCAAAAAAUUCACGACGUACUUAGUCCUGCUUUUGAGCAGACAUAUAGAACUCCUCUGGGAGAAGCAUUUGCCAUGAUCAAAGAGAUGAAUCUUCAAACCAAGAAGUCGAAAGUUGAAAAAAAGAAGGAGAGGAGAGACUGUUAUAAAAAGGCUAAGCUCUCAGUGGAAUCUAAGUGGAAAGAGACGGAGGUGGUCAGGCAAGUGAACUAUAAUUAUAUAAAUUAUAUUUUACUAGUAGUGCAUAGUAAUUUAUUUAUAGUGAAAACAACUACUAAUACUGGACACAUGUCAGGGAUUUUUCAUAAAACAAUUUACUAAUUGGGGUGGUGAAUCCAUUGCCUAAUAAUCUGUAUCAACAGUAAGUGAAAUAUGCAAAUACAAAUUAUAAAUGUUAUAUAUAAAUAUAAUAUUAUGUUAGUCUAAAUUGGCUGUGAGUGAGCAACUUUUCCCACCUAUUGUAUAUACAGUACAAUACAGACUAUAUAUAAUUAUGAAUCAAUUAAUAGGUGUUUCGGUAAUCGUCAAUCAUUGAGAGCAAGGCAACGGGAACGGCUGGCAAUGGCAUUUGAAAAGACCCCCAACAAGAUCUCAAAUGUGCCAAAUAGUAAAGUAAAGAGCCCAGUUGGGAACUUUGAGAAUAUUAUUUGGGACAAACAGCAAAUGAAAGAAGAAGUCAUGAGUUAUGAGGUUGGUACACUCAUCAACUGGUCUGAUUUGGCACGACGCUACAACAUCAAAAACACAAGUGGAGAAACAGCAAGAAAUGGUGGUCAAAUAGCUCAAGAAUGGCUGAAAUCAGUUGGUGUUGAUAUUGGCCAAUUUAAAAGAAAAUCUGACUCUGACUUGCCUCGAGCUCGACGAAAGAAAUUGAAAGGGGCUGGAGGAGAAAUUAGUUUACCCACUCCAAGUACAAAUGAAAAUUUAAAAUGCAAUUUAAAAGAAAAAAUAACAUCUGGAGAAUAUACCAUGGGAGAACUGAUAGUACCAAAAAAGGUAUUUUGUCAUGUGCAAUAAUCAAUAUUACAUACAGUGUAUGACAUGAUUCAGAGGCAAAGCUAGCCAUCCCGGCAUACAUAUGCUAUUUGAAUAUCUCAGGUCAUACAUAUGCUAUUUGAAUAUUUCAAAUCUUAAAAGUUGCAUAGCAUGAAUUAAUUGUUGCUAUGGCUAGCUUUGCCACUCAGGACAUUUAACUGUACUGUACUUAAAUUAUUGUAAAUGUUUUGUACUGGUUUAGUGCAUGCACCUUGAUAGCCAUAAGUAUAGGAUGUUUAGCAUAGGCCUUUGUUGAUGAUCAUUAUAAUUACUGGUCAGCAGAAUGCCCAAAAAUCCAGAAAUUUACCCAUCAGGGCUGGCAAAUUAUAGUUGAUUCCAGGCCCCCAAUGGUAUUUUAAAAUUGAAUUUCUCCUUUCAGAAUACUGGCCAUCAGAAAGCAUUUCACACAUUUAUACUGCCACUUUCAUUGUUAUCGAUAAUGUUGAAUUAUACAACCCUGAUCACAACUGGCCUAAUUUCCUCUGCAAAAUAGCAGAUUAAUUCUUUUCUAGAAGCGGCUACUAAAAGCACAUGCAGCUAAGGGUAUAUACUGCACAGUGUGUAAUUUUUCUAUUAAUUAAUAUGAUUCAUCAUUUAGCAUCAGUUUUUGCUUGUUCACUUUAUAGUGGAAGAAAUUGACCCUGGAUGAUAAUGGCCAAGUAGUUGAAUCCGAGUUUGAGGUUGAAGGAAGAAAGCACUCAUUACUAGACAUCCGAAAAAAGAUUUUAGAACAGUCAAGUGAGUUCAUGCGGGAAAAAUCAGACGAACAAUAUUAUGAAAUGAGUGAAAGCGAUAUAAUUGGUUCUUUAAAAGCAAUUGGUGAAUACAAUGAAGCCAAAGAUGAAGAUAUUUCUUGUCUGAGGCAGAAAUUAAUUAGGAUUGAAAGAACAAGGCACUUUAAGACUUGGCAUGAUUUGUCCACAGUUUCAAACCACAGUCAUUUGGUGUUCAUGGUGACAUUGCUAUAUGAUCCUGCUGUUUACUACACAAAUGAAGAAUUUAAGAUCAAGACCAAGCAAGAAGUAGAUGUGCAGGCCAAAGUAGAAGUACCACAAGUUCACAUCAUAGCCAGAUCAAGCUCUGCUGAUAGUGAACAGUUGGCUUACAUUGAGACUAGAACAGAGUGUCUUUGUAAAUUAACUGAUCCUAUCAGUACAGAAAAUGGGAAUGAAGUGACCGAUGUCAUGCGAUUCUUUCAUGGAGACAGUCCAGCUAGGCAAUACGAAAGUGGGCAGCAGAAAGGUGGACACUUUUACUGCCCUGUGUGUGGUGCUAAUGCACAUCGGGUCUAUGAAUUAGAGUAUUGUCUAAGAUCCAAAUACAUCUCCCUAGCAGAGAGACAACAGGUAGUUUUGCAAGGGCCUAUUGGCCAAAAGAAAUCACUGGAAAGAAACAACAAGCCUUUUGCAAAACUAUCAAAACAAGAACUUAUCAGAGAAUUGUCGGCCAGAGGAAUCUAUGAAGGCAAUCGUAAAGACGAACUGGAGAAACUUCUCACUGACGAACUGCAUGGCAUCCAGAGAGUUCCAGCGUUGCUGUUUCAUACACCAAACAAGGGCUUGGAGACCAUCAAUUGCCAGAAUUAUGAGAUCCUACCAUUUGAGCCAUUACACGAUAUCG
Molecule: messenger RNA, 3216 nt
Organism: Paramuricea clavata
Lineage: Eukaryota; Metazoa; Cnidaria; Anthozoa; Malacalcyonacea; Plexauridae
Source: the annotation of a GenBank genome assembly